Molecule: messenger RNA, 3125 nt
Organism: Condylura cristata (star-nosed mole)
Lineage: Eukaryota; Metazoa; Chordata; Mammalia; Eulipotyphla; Talpidae
Gene: KCTD15
Product: potassium channel tetramerization domain containing 15
Exons: 6
Coding region: 106-972 (288 amino acids)
Biological process (GO): protein homooligomerization
Molecular function (GO): protein binding
Source: RefSeq, a predicted model, not a curated record
GGUCGUCUGGCAUCGAUGCAUUUAUCGGAGGGAGCACUGGAGGUUCGAGUCAAGGCUUAGAGCCUGGGGCUUCCAAUGAUACUCUGGGCAGUGAUGGAAGCCUAGAUGCCUCACCGCAAGGAGCGGCCGAGCGGGUCCUCGCUUCACGCCCAAGGCAGCACUGGCACGGCGGUGAGAGCCAGCAGGGAGGGAGGAAGCAUGUCCCGGUUGUCUCUCACCCGCUCGCCCGUGUCUCCCCUGGCCGCCCAAGGCAUCCCACUGCCAGCCCAGCUCACCAAGUCCAACGCGCCCGUGCACAUCGACGUGGGUGGUCACAUGUACACCAGCAGCCUGGCCACCCUUACCAAGUACCCCGACUCCAGAAUCAGCCGCCUCUUCAACGGCACCGAGCCCAUCGUCCUGGACAGUUUGAAGCAACAUUAUUUCAUCGACCGGGAUGGGGAGAUUUUCCGCUACGUCCUGAGCUUCCUGCGGACGUCGAAACUGCUGCUCCCCGAUGACUUCAAGGACUUCAGCCUGCUGUACGAGGAGGCGCGCUACUACCAGCUGCAGCCCAUGUUGCGUGAGCUGGAGCGCUGGCAGCAGGAGCAGGAGCAGCGGCGGCGGAGCCGGGCCUGCGACUGCCUGGUGGUGCGGGUCACGCCCGACCUGGGAGAGCGCAUCGCGCUCAGCGGCGAGAAGGCCCUCAUCGAGGAGGUCUUCCCCGAGACCGGGGACGUCAUGUGCAACUCGGUCAACGCCGGCUGGAACCAGGACCCCACUCACGUCAUCCGCUUCCCUCUCAACGGCUACUGUCGACUCAACUCCGUGCAGGUCCUGGAGAGGCUAUUCCAGAGGGGUUUCACUGUGGCCGCGUCCUGUGGGGGUGGCGUGGACUCCUCCCAGUUCAGCGAGUAUGUGCUCUGCCGAGAGGAGCGGCGGCCGCAGCCCACCCCCACCGCCGUCCGGAUAAAGCAGGAGCCCCUGGACUAGGCCCUGCCUCGGUGCCGCCUGAGUCCCCCUGGCCCUGGGAGCACCCCAGAGACCCGAAGACACUUUUGGGGAGUUCUGCCUGUGCCUGCUUAGUGCUGGGCGUGAGACUUGAGGGUGGGGCUGGAGGGGCAGAAGCCGGCCUGGGGGGGGUACCCCCAGUGCCCGGGCGUCGUGGCCACAGAAUAUGGGACGCUGGGGGCAGACCCGCCCGCCAAAGGACUGUUGAUGUGACUCAGAUGCCGCCGUUGCCGCCGCCGGUUGUCCAGCCCCCCCGGGCUCCCCUGCCCGUCACGGGUCCUCUGAGACUCCAGGACCUACCAAGGCAGGUCACGGGGACCCUGGCUUGCUCCAGAGGAGCUGUGCAUCCUCCUCCGUGCGUGGCAGACUUCAGUGGGUCUCCCUGCGUCAGGUGGCUUAUUUUUCUACAGUAUUUAAGACCGAAGUAACUAACUGCACAAGUCAGAGAGGCCAACAAGGACCUACACUUCUCUAUCUGGUGCUCAGUUCUCAGCCGGACUUGCGGCCCGCCCACGCGGCGGAUGAGCUGUGGGCUCCGGGCCCAGGUGCCGGCACAGUGGCACAGCAGCGGGGCUGUUGGGAGGAGGGCGGUGCUGGCAUGGGGGAUGGUGGAACCACCUGAUGCCAUCUGAUACCCUCACCUUCGCUGCGGCCCAAGGCUCAGGCCACACUGGGCGGGUCACCUGACAUUCCACCCUGGGGCUGCCAGUCCUGUCUGUGUGCGCCCACACCUGGGCUCCGGGAGAACUCCCUGCCCAUCUGGACCAGCCAGGGGCCACACCGAAUCCUUACCUCAGGAAUGGGCCCCGCAGUGAGGGGACCCACCUGUCAGCAGCAUCCUAUGGGUCCCCAGCUCAGGAAGCCGUCCCCAGCUCCGAUUUUCCCACACUAAUAUGCACACUGAAUUUGAAUGAACUGUUGUUACCCCCUUUGGGAAGGCAUACCUGGGGCUCUUGACCCCAAUUCCAGUGAGGGCUGACCCCAGGGGUCCUCACAGACCUCCCGUCCCAGGUGACGGGCCCAAAGGUGACCGGCCCGGCAUUGUCACACCUUCCCCCCAGCGCUGGCUCUUCCUGGGUGGCAAAACCCCAGAGACCUCAGCGGGCGGGGCGCCCUGGCGGCACCCCAGUGCACAACGCCUGUAGACUUGUGUACCACUCCUUCAACGUUGUAAAGAUGCUGAUGUACAAUUGUCGUGUGUUUGUGUAAACACAUCACGUUCCUAGUUCAUGCCAUAAAUGAUGCCAUAAAGCAAAGACUAAGGCUCCAUCCUGUGUAGAAGCGACAGCUGGGUUCCUGCCUUUGGUCUUGUGCCUGGGGGUGCUGGGGGUGGAUGUCCCCCUCAGUUCCAACCAAAGAAGAAGCGGCUGUAGUGUCUGGGAGAGGGGCAGAGGCCUGACUUUGCUGUAUAUUGUACCGGGAUGUGCCCUAACUCCCCAUUUGUCCCCUUGGGCACGGGAUCUGAAUGUGGGUCACAGCCCCAGCCAGAUGUGAAGCGGGGCGCGGCAGACAGGUGUCAGGGACCUUGGAACCCGGUCUUCAGUGUCUCGAGAGGCUCUCUGGUUCUUGCUCAAUGUGCACAUCCUCUCUAGAGCCUCACAGUGGUAGGAGAAGGUGGCGUCCACAGCUCAGGCCAGCCAGGGGGACAUACCGCCCCCAAAAUGGUCACGUGAGGAAUAAGACCAUGGCGCCCCAUGGGCAGGCAUUUGAACACACUCAGAGAGGCCUCCAGGUUUAAUGCAUCUUUCUGUAUUUUUUUUUUUGCAAAGCCCUUACAUUGUAGCCGCUGCAGACUGCUCUUCACAGGCCCGGCCGGGUCACGAGCCCCGACCUGCCCGAGGCCGGGAGCACACACCAGCUGCGUCCUGUCUGGGGCCCCAGAGCAGACGCCAUCCAGCGUCCGAUCUAAUUUGCCGGGCAGACCUGCCGGCCUUCUGUGCUUAGCAACGUGGCUGCAGUUGGCACAUCUGCAUUUUGGCAUCUGAAGUUCACAUCUGAGAGGAGAGAAAGUGGUGUGUUUCUUAGAAAGGAAGUCUUGUGAAAACAGCUCCAUGCCGGGUGUUUCUGGAGCCUCCCGUACGUCGCCGGUGCCGUGGCUGAUUGAUGGAGAUGCCCUGACGUUUCCAAGCAAGCUG